Messenger RNA from Acipenser ruthenus (sterlet), 5556 nucleotides. RefSeq names its product serine dehydratase-like. The record is from RefSeq and is a predicted model, not a curated record. The coding region runs from base 1100 to 2068 and encodes 322 amino acids. Gene Ontology annotation, molecular function: L-serine ammonia-lyase activity; pyridoxal phosphate binding; threonine deaminase activity. NCBI's taxonomy places the organism in Eukaryota, Metazoa, Chordata, Actinopteri, Acipenseriformes, Acipenseridae. The transcript is spliced from 8 exons. Gene Ontology annotation, biological process: L-threonine catabolic process; L-serine catabolic process.
UUCUCUACAGUAUACAACCGAUUGUCUGUAAUUUUACUGUGUAAAUCCACGUCAUUAGACUGGUUUGCUGACCUGUCAAUCUGUAUUCCUUUGAAUAACAGCUUCUAACCAGCGCUAGACCUUCUUACACUUUGAUUUUAUGCAAUAUAUUUUAUGUUUGGUGUACGAACUCAGGAAUGAGAUUCACAUUUUUCUGGUAGAGAAACAGUCUAACUUGGCAAAUUUGUUUGACGAUGCCAAUUGGUUAAUAAAGUUGUCAUAUCUCGUAACAUUUUCUCAAUUUUAAACGAAGUCAAUUUGAAGUUACAAGGAAGAGGCAAUGAUUUAUUCCGACACUGCGAGCAUAUACAAGCAUUCCAAAAGUCGUUAGUACUGUGGCAAGCACGACUAAAAAGUAAUCGUCCCAGCUACUACAUGUUCCCAACACUGUUACAACACACUGAGAAGAACAGCAUCAGUGAAAAAAAAGUGAAUUAUUAUUAUUAUUAUUUAUUUCUUAGCAGACGCCCUUAUCCAGGGCGACUUACAGUUGUGUGCAAAAAAGAUACAACAGGAAUUACAGUUCAAUUAAGAGCAAGAUACAAUCACUUCAGUUAUAAUACAAGAUACAUCAAUUACAGUUCCAAUGAGAGCAAGAUACAAUUAAAAGUGUCAGAGUUACAUCUCGCUGUUCUGUCUGAGUUUUAGUCGCUACUUUCCUGCAGAGGGGUUUGAAAAUCUGAAGGAAAAGCUUUGGGUGAAAGAUCAUUUUGCUUUCGAAAAUCCUGAAUCAAUAUUGGAGCUGAACUUGAUGACUGAGCAAGAAAACGAGUUGCUGCACCCCACCUGUGAUAGCACACUGAAAACAUGCCACAAGUCAUUACAUUUGUCAUUGUUUUGGAUCAGUGUUUUCAAAGAAUAUCCAAGAUUAGUGUUCUAUUGUUGUUGCCAUUCACAACAACCUACAUGUGCGAACUGGGAUUUUUGACUUUGACAAGGUUAAAAACAAAAGAAAGACUCAACAGCGCACCUGACAUGCGAGUAGAGUAGCGCUUUCAUCCUGUGAUCCAGAUUGGAGUGAGAUCAUGAACAGCAUGCAGGCCCACCCGUCACAUUAGCCAUGGCAGUGAGCACUCAGGCUUUUCACUUGCUGACCCCCCUGCUGGAGAGUCUGGAGCUGUCCAAGUUGGCCGGGACCACAGUCUACCUCAAGAUGGACAACGCCCAGCCCUCGGGGUCCUUCAAGAUCAGGGGCAUCGGUCACUUGUGUCAGAAGGUUGCCAGCACCGGGUGUAAAGGAUUUGUGUGUUCCUCAGGGGGGAACGCUGGCUUAGCCACAGCCUUUGUUGCAAAGAAGCUGGGAGUUCCAGCUACCAUCGUCGUCCCCAGCUCCUCUUCCGACCUCGUUAUCCACAAGCUGAGGGACCACGGAGCCACGGUGCAGGUGUUCGGGAAGGUGUGGGAUGAUGCUAAUGAGGAGGCGCACAGACUGGCUGACUCCGAGGGCUUGCAGUACAUCCCCCCCUUCGACCAUCCCCUUAUCUGGGAAGGUCAUGCCAGCAUUGUGAAGGAACUCAAGGCCUACCUGCCGACCAAGCCUGGGGCAAUAGUAGUGGCAGUAGGAGGAGGAGGGCUGCUCUGCGGGGUAGUGGAAGGCCUGAAGGAGGUGGGCUGGGAAGAUGUGCCCAUAGUUGCCAUGGAAACCAAAGGGGCUGACUGCCUAAAUGCAGCAAUGAAAGCGGGGAAGUUGGUCACCCUUCCAGACAUCACAAGUGCAGCGAAGUGCCUGGGAGCCAAGACUGUGUGUACACAAGCCUUUGAGUACGCCCAGCAGGAGAGCAUCAUCUCUGAGGUCAUCAGCGACCUGCAGGCUCUGCAGGCUGUGGAGCGCUUUCUAGAUGAGGAGCGUGUUCUGGUGGAGCUGGCCUGUGGUGCAGCUCUGAGUGCAGUGUACAGCGGAGUGACCCGCCGGCUGCAGGAAGAGGGCCGGCUGCCAACUCCACUGGGCCCCCUGGUGGUCAUCGUGUGUGGGGGGAGCAGCAUCAGUCUGGCCCAGCUGCAGGAGUACCAGAGACAAAUCCAGGGCUAGAGCCGGGGAGGCAGGGGAGAGAGGAAGACUGAGGAGAGAAAGAUGGGGAGAUUGAGGGGGAGAGUGAGGCCAAGAGAGAGGGAGAAAGUGAGGGGGUUGGGGGAGAGACUGUGAUAGGGAACAGGGCAGAAAGGUGUAGGGUUUGAGGGGGUUAGGGGAGACACUGUGAUAGAGAACAGGGCUGAAAUGAGCUGAGUGGAGGGGGGGCAGAGGGUUUGAAGGAAUAGUAAAGGAGAUAAGUGAUAGUGACUGUUGAGGAGAAACGGUCAUUAUAAUGAAUACAACUGUUUGUUAUAUGGGUAGAAAGUGGAAAACUCGAAAUAAUGAAUAUGAAUGGUUUGUUAUUUAGGAAGAGGAUAUAACACUCUUAAAGAUGUUAAGACACGCUUCACUUCCUGUGCUGUCAAGCACUGUAUGUAGGAUCACUGAUAUAAACAAUCUCCUCUUAUAAAAACCCUGCAUUCUGUGUCGGUGGUAAAGGAAAUGGUCUUCACCUAAAAAAGUGAGAGCACAGCAGUGUUUUAAACCCUGGCAGUUCCCUCUUUAGUGAAAGACUGCUGGGAUGCUGGUGCUCUUCCGCCAUCUAGUGGCAGAAUGGUUCAAUAACAGUUUUCUACAACCUUUUCUAAGACUGUGAUUGACCAUCACAGGCCAAAAUAAACGGGGUACUACAAAAGAAAUCUUUUAAAACUGAAACAAACUCUUUAUUUCAUUUCCAAUAAUUAUUCCAUAUUUCCAGUAAAAUAAUCAGUUAAUGCACCAAUGUAAAGUAAAAUAUUAUCACUAAGAACAAAGAACAGUUGAUAAUGAUCAGUUUAUAAUCAUUUCAUAUAAAACAUUUCAGAUGGCAACUUCAUAUUUUCAGUGUUAUUACGACUGCAAUAUUGAGGUCAUGUGACUUUGUAAGUUUCUGCUCUAUAUAGUCGUUUUUUAUCAAUUGUAAGGGUUAGUAAUACAAAUAGCUUUUUUUAAAGGUAAAAUCUUGAAAAGUCACCUCAUAAACAUAGUGCAGGUGUGGCCGGAAUGUCACAGUCCAGGAUACAAGACAGAGUGCUCAGUACCAUCCUCCAAAACUGGACAGCACCACAGUGCACGGACAUAACUGUCUAUCUAAUCUCCUGAACUGUUUUGUUACUGGACAGGACCACAGUGCACGGUCAUAACUGUCUAUCUCAUCUCCUGAACUGUCCUGUUACUGGACAGCACCACAGCGCAUGGACAUAACUGUCUAUCUCAUCUCCUGAACUGUUCUGUUACUGGAAAGGACCACAGUGCACAGACAUAACUGUCUAUCUCAUCUCCUGAAAAGCACUUGCAUGUCUGAGUGUCUGAGAGACCCAUCUGAAACAACCUUCUGCUGAAAAGGUGUGCUCUGUGAAGAGCCUCAUAUUGGAUCAGGUUCAGUUUCACAUUCCUAGAAACUGACAGAGAAUUACAGCAUAUUGUACCCCAGAAAACAAAAUCAGGUGGCAAUCUGAGAUCUCUCCCCACGUUAACAGGGUCAGCAAUCUCCCCUUCAUUGGAUCCCAGGACAGAGUAUAUAUUAGAAACAAAUGUCAAUUCCAAGAUAUCUGAUACCAUUCAGAGACCUCCUGGAAGAGAGGGGUGAGGCUACAGCAUCCCACCUCAACUGGUUUAGGGACAAAACUUUAGACCAGAGAUCAACCCAGAAUCAUUUAUGAGCUCAAGAACAGGGGUAAUGAUUGAUCAGGGUGCUGAAUAAACACAACACUAUCAUCAGCGUAUAAACGUAUUUCACGAUGUGUGUUUCUAGAUUGAAAUGAGGCGAUCCUGACCUAUAGCAAUGGCAAGGGGUUCGAUAAAAGAGAGAAUACAAGUUGCACUCCCUGUCUGGUACCUCUGACGAGCUUAAAGGGCUGGAAAGCAAUUCCAUCAGUAACACCCGAAGCACGGGGGGAACGAUAUAAAACCUUAAUCCAUUCAAGAAUCUAUUUCCCAAAUCCCAUUUUUAAUAAGACCACAAAUAAAAAAGAUCAAUUAACCAUAUCGAAAGCAUCUCUGCAUCUAAAGAGACACGGAUGCAUGAUAUUAAGAGGCUGUCAGACAUGAAAGGACACUUUCUAACCUUGAUGAAAUAGUAUCAGUAUUUAUUAAUGAUAAUAGACAGUAAUUGGUACAAAGUGAAUUAUCUUUUUUUUUUUUUCAACAGAAGAGAGAUUAAGGCUGUGUUCAUAGACCGUGUCAGUAAAUUUGAAGUGUGUAAAUGAUUAACCAUUUUAAAAAUGACAGGAUGAAAGGGACCAAAAGUGCUUUUAAAAUCCAAUUAGAUAUCUGUCCUGGCCAGGGCAUUUUCCACGAGGCAUGGUAAACACAGCUUUGUGUGACUCUUCAGUUGUAAGACAGUGUGGCAAAGUGCCCCGCCCCUGUGUGCAUUUGUGUGUUCUAUGUUGUAUAUAUGCGUGCGUAUGUUAAUGUUGGUGUAUAGAUUGGUACACGGGAUAUAAACAGGUCUGUGUUUCACGUGUGUUUAAAAAGUGUAUAUUUGUAUUUAGGCACGGGAUUGCACAUCACGCACGUGCAUUUAAAAUAUAAUAUGUGAGCACGGGGUUGCACAGAAUUAAUUCACGUGCUGGGAUUCAAGUGAAUAAUUAAUUAGUAAUUGAAUCCCAGCACAACAGUAUAAAUAGGCACAUUUUUAGUCAGUCAGGGUUAGGUGUUCGGUGAGUGGAGAACGGGAUUGGAGACGGAGGUGAAAUAAUAAUAAUAAUAGUAGUAGUAGUUGUUAACGUGUUUUCACUCACCGUGUUUGUUUGUCUCCGUGCACCGUUUGUCUGUGUAGUCCGUUUUGUUUGUCUAUUUAUUUUGGCGUGUAGUGCCGUGUCCAGUGUUUUUGUCUGUUCCAACCUUUUAUUUUCUGUUCUGUUUAUUAAAUGCUGAACGCGAUCACGCGUUCAGCCUCACCAAAACCCCAUCUCUCUGUCGUUUGUGUUCCUGUUUCUGGUCUGACGCCACCCACUCCGGCCGUCUUUGUGACAGACAGUUGUCUGGUAUUUUUUAAAGUCAUGUUCAGAGAGUAAAGGCAUUUCUAAGUUAUCUGAAAACUAAUGUAUUUGGGAUGUCAGGAUCUGAUUCAGGUUUAUAUAGAUUACUAUUUAUUUAUUUCUUGGCAGACGCCCUUAUCCAGGGCGACUUACAAUUGUUACAAGAUAUCACAUUAUUUUUACAUACAGUUACCCAUUUAUACAGUUGGGUUUUUACUGGAGCAAUCUAGGUAAAGUACCUUGCUCAAGGGUACAGCAGCAGUGUCCCCUACCAGGGACUGAACCCACGACCCUCCGGUCAAGAGUCCAGAGCCCUAACCACUACUCCACACUGCUGCCCAUAAUUAGAAUAAAAGGACUUGAUGUUUCUUUGUUUUUUUUGUGAUCUGUAAUAAUGUCUCAUUGAUCUUUAAUAGUGGAAAUUGUUGAUUUUCCCCUGUUAUGUUUAAGUUGAUUAGCUAAUAAACAACCUAAUUUCUCUCCAAA